Messenger RNA from Cuscuta epithymum, 366 nucleotides. The record is from the annotation of a GenBank genome assembly. Lineage: Eukaryota; Viridiplantae; Streptophyta; Magnoliopsida; Solanales; Convolvulaceae.
GAGAAGAAGAAGAAGAAGAUGGGGGGGCCGAGAAGACGGACGCCCCCGUUGUCAUCGUCGAAGAGCACUCUUCCUCCUCCCCUUCGGGAAAUAUCCUCCCUCCUCCCGGGGGCCAGGAUAACAGCCUGGCUUGGCCCCGGGAUGAUGUGCAGUUCUCUAUCACCAAGGGAACUGCCAUCAUGCAUGGCACCCUCAACCCGAGGGAGUUCCUAAAGGGUGCCACGCCCCCGACUGACAAGUCGGUGCUGUCGAGGGCCAAGGAUGACGCCCUCAGCGCCAAAGUGCUCCAAGCCUCUGUCACCGCUGCCCUCGGUCUUGGAGAGCUGCUCCAGAGGAUGGAGCAAUAUCAGGCGCAGAAGCGCCAGG